Lasiosphaeria miniovina is the source of this 1195-nucleotide messenger RNA. RefSeq lists its product as uncharacterized. The transcript has 2 exons. The record is from RefSeq and is a predicted model, not a curated record. Bases 387 to 695 code for a protein of 102 amino acids. Lineage: Eukaryota; Fungi; Ascomycota; Sordariomycetes; Sordariales; Lasiosphaeriaceae.
GGAAUAUUUCCCGUCACCAGACCGGCCGAUUUGCUGGCGUCGACGGGUGGAUGGCAGGCUGGCUUAUCGGCUGGCCCGUGCCAAUACUUCCCCGCAUUUCACCUAAUUGGAAUCGGGGAGCACUGCACUCACUGUAGUGGGUGGUAGCGAUGUGGUAAGCCGCCUGGGGCGGUAAGUGCACUUCGAUUAGCGGGCUUCCUUUGGGGGGGCUCCAGUGCACCUUCCUGAUUUGCCUUGCCCGCCACCGUCACGGCGGCUUGGCAGCCACACGGCGGCGUCUUAUCUCUUGGAUUGGGAAGCAGCCGCCGAGAUCUGGUGCCUGCCACCACGACUUGGCGGACGUUUUCUCUUGGCACAGUGCUUGUCGUGUGCAAAUUCCGCACUAGAUGCGCGCGGUGAACCAAGGAAGACUGGAGGCGGCCUUGGCCACCGUCACUACCGUCACUACCUACAUCCAGGUGCGCCGUGGCUGCGAACGCGCCCUGACUGCGAACACACAGUUCGAGACACCGAGGAUGCGUCCCCAAUCUAUCGCAAGGUUGAACGUCAAAGUGCUACCGGUAACCGUACCGAUGGCGGUGCCUCGUGGUGUCCCUGCCGCCCGGGGGCCUGUAAAAAUCCAUGCAGGCCUGCAGGACCCUAGCUGCCCGUCAGGCAUGGACCCGGCUCGGCGACUGACGCCAUUCGCGCCAUAGGCCCUUUUGCCAUAACGGGCAGGCACGGUGACCUUCACAGCUUGGCACGCCCAAUCUCACAAUCUCGCUCGCUGUGAAUGGCCGCAGCAGCGUGGCGGGUGGAUCAACAGCUUCGGCGAAGGAGCCUGCACUGCUGCAGACCAUCGAUAGGCUCGAAUCAUGUGUUGGCCCUGUGUUGGCCCUGUGUUCGGUGGGAUGCAGAGCUGUCGAUUUCCUCGGGCAGACGGACCCAACACGACUCUAUCGGAGCUAAUUAUUGGGGACUUGGGUUGCAUUGUGUGUGCUCUGGAAUCUGGAUGACAGUCAGCUUUACAUCAACAAACGGACGGGGUCCAUGUCUGUCUAGCCUGGCCGGGGCCGCCUGCCUGCCUCUGCCUGCCAUCCAAAGACGUUGUGGAUCACCCGUCGUGCUGCGUGGGCGUGGGCGUGGGCGUGGGGAACAGGCCAGGUCGCAUAGCCAUCUGGCCGUGAUUGGCAUGCGCGUCCAGCCGUCCACUUUC